GUUUUGUUUUGUUUUUUUUUCAUUUUACAGGAAGAUAUUGUGGUGAGAAGACAGCAGUUUGACUCAUAGAUGCGCUGUUAACUUUCAUUUUGUUUUUCCAAAGUAGAGUAACCGUAGUGUGAAGCUGCUAUAAAAAGAAAAUAAAUAGACAAAUAAUAAAUUUAAAACUUUGAAGACAGGUUUUGGAUGGGAUGACACAAAGCUCCCCUGUAGUUACCCAGACUGCUGGCAGCAAUCAAGGAACUGACGAAAAGAAACAAGGUGUUGAGGACAAGUAUAAGAUGACUCAUUUAAAGUGCGUUUUAGUGACAAUAUUAUUCAGCACCAUCCUUUUUCUUCCUCUAAUUAGUUUAAUGGCUACACAAUGUCCGCGUACUCAUCAUUUCUGCCCAGAUGAUUGGAUUGGCUUCCAAAAAAAAUGCUAUUAUUUCUCUAAAGAAGAAGGGGAUUGGAAUUCGAGUAGACAUGACUGUAUCACUCGAGGUGCAGACCUAACUAUCAUUGACACGACAAAAGAAAUGGAUUUUCUUAAGCGAUACAAAUGCACUGCUGAUCACUGGAUUGGGCUGGAGAUAACAGAAAAUCAAACACUACAAUGGGUACAUGGAACCAUGUCUAAAAUAUGGUUUCCGGUGAGAGGAAAGGAAAAGUGUGCUUACCUCGAUAACGAUGGUGCGGCAACAGCUAGAUGCUACACGGACAGAAAAUGGAUUUGCAGGAUGCAAAUGCACUAAAUUCAGGUUUCUAUAGUGGAAUUACAAUACAGUGGAAGUCCUAACCUUCAGCAUCUCAGAAUGUGACCUCAUUUAUAAAUAGAGUCAUGAAAAAUGUAAUACAAAAUGAAAUCAUUAGGAUGGGCCCAGAUCUCUCUAAGACUGGUGUCCUUAUAAGAAGUGAAAAUUUGGAUUUAGUGAUGAACACUCACAAAAGGAAGAUUAUGUGAAGACACGUGGAGAAAAAGUGGCCAUGUGACUGAAGUGAUAUAUCUAUAACACAGGGAAUGCCAAGGAUUACCAGCUACCAAGAGAAGCCAGAAGUGGCAAGAGAGGAUUCUCCUCUAGAGCAGUCUGGGAGAGCAUGGACCCUGUAGACACCUUGAUCUUGGACUUUUAGUCUCUCCAUCUGUGAGACAAUAAAAUUCUCUUGUUUUAAGCCCCGCAA
Puma concolor (puma) is the source of this 1161-nucleotide messenger RNA. The record is from RefSeq and is a predicted model, not a curated record. NCBI's taxonomy places the organism in Eukaryota, Metazoa, Chordata, Mammalia, Carnivora, Felidae.